Messenger RNA from Oncorhynchus gorbuscha (pink salmon), 2289 nucleotides. RefSeq names its product pre-B-cell leukemia transcription factor 3. Gene Ontology annotation, molecular function: DNA-binding transcription factor activity, RNA polymerase II-specific; RNA polymerase II cis-regulatory region sequence-specific DNA binding. Gene Ontology annotation, cellular component: nucleus. Gene Ontology annotation, biological process: eye development; brain development; regulation of transcription by RNA polymerase II. The record is from RefSeq and is a predicted model, not a curated record. Bases 763 to 2169 code for a protein of 468 amino acids. The transcript has 11 exons. NCBI's taxonomy places the organism in Eukaryota, Metazoa, Chordata, Actinopteri, Salmoniformes, Salmonidae.
AUCAAACAACAUAAAGCACACAGAGGCAGAGGCUCGCGCUCAUAAAUUUCAGCAGGCAGAUAUUUUUGCGCAUCGCUUUACAGCGUGUAGCCUAAUUAAUUUCUCGCUGUUCUUUUUUUCUAUAAUUUUUCCACUAAUGCAAAACAUUAAAAAAAAUAAUUGCAAUACAUUUACAGGUAGCAGGUAGGCCUACUAAUUUACUGCCUAAGUGUUCUAUUUUUUAUAUUUUCAUUCACAUGUUUAUUAUUAAUUUUCACUGGAUAUUUUGUUUCCUGCUGACAAUAAUGGGGAUUUGAACACUUUCAAGAGGAAUUGUACGAGGAAACAUAAUCAAAAGAAGACGACUAAUAAAUGACAGAUCAGCAAGGAGCAAUCAUACACAACUCGUCAACUCAAAAGAGAAAGACGAAUUGACAAGAGGACUCCUCCAGGAUACGAGGGACAGCGGCUGUCAUUUUGACAAAUAAGUUUGAACAAUUAUAGCAUAUGUAUUUUCGGACAAAAACAUUUAUAGAUACUCACACUUCGGACCGUGCAUAAAGAAGGAAGAUUGCAAGAAAGUGAUUACUUGGACACGCGAUAUUGAUACCAUUACCGGUACUAACGUUAGCCUAUUUAUUUUUUCUUAUAGGCUACGCGUAAACGCAAUAUCACCAAUAUACAGCUCUCUAACGCAACACAUGUUGUAGUUGUUUUUUUGUAUGUGAGUUUUUCAAGCCAAGUUUCCAUUUGUGUGGCUUCGUGAUUCUGUUUCGGCUGACUAUGGACGAACAAGCCCGGAUCAUGCAGGCUCUCGGCGGUGUCAGCUUGGCUGGCCACUCGAUACAAGGAGGCAUGGCACUGCCGCCUCCACAUGGACACGAUGGGAUAGAUGAUGGGAGAAAACAAGAUAUCGGUGACAUUCUGCAUCAAAUAAUGACCAUUACUGACCAAAGUCUGGACGAGGCGCAAGCAAAGAAACAUGGACUGAACUGCCACAGAAUGAAACCUGCACUCUUCAGCGUCCUCUGCGAGAUCAAAGAGAAAACAGGCCUCAGCAUCCGUGGUGCCCAGGAGGAGGACCCUCCCGACCCCCAGCUCAUGCGUCUGGACAACAUGCUGCUGGCGGAGGGUGUGUCAGGACCAGAGAAAGGGGGUGGAUCCGCCUCUGCCGCCGCUGCAGCCGCAGCUUCGGGAGGGGCCUCAGACAACUCCAUCGAACACUCAGACUACAGAGCCAAACUCACCCAGAUCAGACAGAUCUACCACACAGAGCUGGAGAAAUACGAACAGGCGUGUAACGAGUUCACCACCCAUGUGAUGAACCUGCUGAGGGAGCAGUCCCGCACGCGACCCAUCUCUCCCAAAGAGAUAGAACGCAUGGUUGGCAUCAUCCACCGCAAAUUCAGCUCCAUCCAGAUGCAGCUCAAGCAGAGCACCUGUGAGGCCGUCAUGAUCCUGCGCUCUAGAUUCCUUGAUGCCAGGCGGAAAAGGAGAAACUUCAGCAAGCAGGCGACGGAAAUCUUGAACGAGUAUUUCUACUCGCACCUCAGCAACCCAUAUCCCAGUGAAGAAGCCAAAGAGGAGUUGGCCAAAAAGUGCAGCAUUACAGUAUCCCAGGGGGUGGGAAGCACCAUCACAGUAUCACAGGUAUCCAACUGGUUCGGCAACAAGAGAAUCCGGUACAAGAAGAACAUAGGCAAGUUCCAGGAAGAAGCUAACCUGUACGCUGCUAAGACUGCAGUAACAGCAGCGCAUGCAGUGGCCGCCGCAGUGCAGAACAGCCAGACCAACUCCCCUACCACACCCAACUCCGGAUUCCAGAUGAAAGAUGAAGAAUUUCAGCUGGACUCUGCAGAGAGCAAAAACACUCUUUUAACCAACAUGUUUACUGGUUCUUCAGGUUCUUUUAACCUCCCAAACUCUGGGGACAUGUUCUUGAGCAUGCAGUCUCUGAAUGGGGAUUCUUACCAAGGGGCACAAGUCGGAGCCAAUGUGCAGUCACAGGUGGAUACCCUGCGCCAUGUUAUCAGUCAGACGGCAGGAUACAGUGAAGCUCUAGGGGUGAACACUAUGUACAGUCCACACGGCUUGGAUGCUAACGGGGGAUGGCACGAUACAACUACUCCAUCUGCUGUAAUCUCCCCAACAGAAGGACCUGGAAGUGUGCACUCUGAUACCUCAAAUUGAUCUGUUAUCGAUGCAUCUGAUCCCCAAGCUUUAGAGCCUGAACUUUCACUGACUGACCAACCAGAGAGGAUAAACAAAACUUUUUUUUCAGAACUAAUUGUCUGCUGCAUCUACCAGAGU